Messenger RNA from Prunus avium (sweet cherry), 1509 nucleotides. The record is from RefSeq and is a predicted model, not a curated record. NCBI's taxonomy places the organism in Eukaryota, Viridiplantae, Streptophyta, Magnoliopsida, Rosales, Rosaceae.
AUGACGAAGCUUCUGCUUCCUCUUCCAAGGACGACGCUUUACGCUUCCGCUUCCAAAGACGACGCUUUCGCUUCCGCUUUCAAGGAUGACCCUUCCGCUUCCAUGGACAACGCUUUCGCUUCCAAGAAUGUCGAGAAAGAAGUGGAUUUAGAGCUAGAUGACCAACAUGAAGAAGUCGAGCCAAAUGACCAAUUUGCAGUGGAAUUAGAAAGGGAUCGCCGCCUCAUUGAAAUCUUUGAGGUAAUCAACAAUCUUAUUGCAAUCUUGGAGAGUGUAUCUAAAGAUGCUGCAUUUUGUCUUUAUUGCUAUCUCUUUAAAUCCAAUUUUGAACAAGUGGGUAGUGAAGCAUUCACUGGAGCAGGGUUUAAGAAUUGGAAGAAAGGGAGAGAAAGAAUGAAGGUGCAUGUUGGACCGGUUGGUAGUGUUCAUAAUAAAGCUAGAGAAGCUGCUACAAAUGAGAUGAAUCAAAAUACACAUAUUGAAAUGGCUGUGAGAAAACACUCUGAACAAGCUCGUAUGGCAUAUCGAAGAUGCUUAAUUGCAUCAAUCAAGUGCACUAAGUUUAUGUUGCGACAAGGUCUUUCUUUUCGUGGAAAUGAUGAAAGUGCCACUUCAAGUAAUAGGAGAAAUUACUUGGAGCUAUUGCAAUUCCUUGAAGACAAUGAUGAGAAAGUUAAAGAAGUUGUGUUGAAAAAUGCUCCGAGGAAUCUCAAGUUAGUAGCUCCAAAGAUUCAAAAAGAUAUUGUAAAUGCAUGUGCCUUUGAAAUACUUGAUGUUAUUAUGAGUAGUUUAAAAGAUAGAUUCUUUUCUAUAUUGGUGGAUGAAGCACGUGAUGUUUCAGUGAAAGAGCAAAUGGCUAUGGUGUUGCGUUAUGUGGACGACAAAGGGCAUGUAAUUGAAAGGUUUGUGGGGGUUCAACAUGUUACCGACACCACUUCAAGUUCACUAAAGGAUGCCAUUGACACAUUCUUUUCUUCCAAUGGUUUGAGCUUUUCCAAGGUACGAGGACAAGGUUAUGCUGGAGCUAGCAAUAUGAGAGGUGAGUUGAAUGGCCUUAAAACAAAGAUGUUGAGAGAACAACCUUGUGCAUAUUAUGUUCAGUAUUUUGCUCAUCAACUUCAAUUAGCACUUGUUGUCGUAGCAAAGAAUAAUAUUGAUAUUGCCUCUUUCUUCACAAUUAACCAUGUUGGAGCAUCUUAUAAGCGGCGUGAUGCACUUAGAGCGCAACUCCAAGAAAAGCUUGUGAUAGCUUUUGAAAAUGAUUGUCUUAUAACGAGGCGAGGUUUGCAUCAAGAAACAAGUCUCAAAUGUGCCGGUAACACACGAUGGAACUCACAUUACGGUACCAUUAUUAGCAUCAUUUCUAUGUUUUCAUUUAUGAUUCAUGUGCUUCAAAUGAUUAUUGAUGAUAAUCUCAAUGAUAGUGCUGGUGAAGCAAAUAAGAUUCAAAGAGAAAUGUUUACUUUUGAGUUUGUGUUUCACCUAUUCUUAAUUAAAGCUAUAUUGUGA